GUCAACACGAUAUCCUGGAAUGACACCGGUGAAUAUCUGCUGUCGGGGUCAGACGACACCUUCCUGGUUAUCUCCAACCCGUACAACAAGAAGGUCAAGAAGUCCAUACGCUCGGGUCAUCGGGCCAAUAUCUUCAGCGCCAAGUUCAUGCCCCACACAAACGACCAGGAGAUCAUCUCCUGCUCCGGAGACGGCAUCAUCUACUACACCAACACAGAGAAGAGCCCCGAGCACAACAGACAGUGUCAGUUCACCUGCCAUUAUGGAACAGCUUACGAGAUUAUGACGGUACCAAAUGACCCCUGCACGUUUCUGUCCUGUGGGGAGGACGGCACGGUGCGGUGGUUCGACCUCCGCACGAAGACGAGCUGCACUAAAGAAGACUGCCAAAGAUGUACGGACAUCCUGAUAAACUGUCGAAGGGCGGCGACCUCCAUCUCCAUCUCCCCUCUGGUGCCGUACUACCUGGCUGUUGGCUGCUCCGACAGCUCGGUGCGGAUCUACGACAGACGCAUGCUGGGCACCAGAACGACAGGUAACUACAUGGGCCGGGGGACGACGGGCAUGUGCGUGAGGUUUGUUCCCGCUCACCUGUCCAACAAGUCGUGUCGCGUCACUUCUCUCUGCUACAGCGAGGACGGCAAGGAGGUGCUGGUCAGCUACUCCUCCGAUUACAUCUACCUGUUCGAUCCCAAAGAUGACCAGGCCCGAGAGCUCAAGGGCCCGUCAGAGGAGAGGAGGGAGGAGCUGAGGCAGCCUCCAGUGAAGCGCCUACGUCUACGAGGUGACUGGUCUGACACGGGACCCCGAGCUCGCCCCGAGAGUGAGAGGGAGAGGGACGGUGAGCAGAGCCCGAACGUGUCUCUGAUGCAGAGGAUGUCGGACAUGUUGUCCCGUUGGUUCGAGGAGGCCAGCGAGGCUCAGAGCAGCAGAGGGACUCGGCCUCAGACGCGACCCAGAGCCGUCCGUCUAGAAGGGGCGUCGAGUACUCCGGCUGCCCCCGCAGGAGGCUCCGGUCAGCCGUCCAGCGUCCCCGAGAUGCCCGUGGGGUCAAACGCCCGGGAGGUACCUGCCGGUGCCGCCGCAGCCGCCGCUAUGCCUCAAUCCACUUCCUCCUCUUCCUCCUCAGGGUCUUCGUCAACAGUUACAGCACUUCCUCCUUCCAGCUCUUCGUCAGUGGAGAGCUCGGCUCCUUCCUCAUCCCCCCUCACCUCCUCGCCUGACUCAGUCAGUCAGGCCGACACGACUGGGACCCCCACGACCGGGACCCCAACGGCCACGACCUCCACGCCCGGGACCUCCACGCCCACGACCUCCACGCCCACGACCUCCACGCCCGGGACCUCCACGCCCACGACCUCCACGCCCACGACCUCCACGCCGUCAACCACCUCAGAACCUGCUCUUUCAGAGUACAGUUCUCGUCGGCUGCCCAUAAGUUUAGUGUGUAGGCGUUUGCAGAGGUUACUUCGGCUGGCUGACCCACCAGGAGGGGGUCCGCGAGCGGCCCGUUCUUCUCCUUCUUCCUCCUCCUCUUCCCCUGCAGCCACUGAGGGACAGUCACAAAGAGCUACCGAUGCUGCUGCCGCUGCUGAGACGCAACCCUUUCCAGAUUCCCCCUCGUCUGUGGUAAACAAACAGCUGGGAUCCAUGACUCUUGAUGACCAGCAGGGAGCAGCAGAAGCUGCAGGUUCACCUCCUGAUCAACCGGUUUCUGUGCCAGUCAGCACCAGCGCACCCACCACCUCCUCCUCCUCCUCCUCCUCCUCCUCCUCCACCAUGACCGGCACCAGUCGGCCCAGUGCAGCAGAGCCAGUCCUCAGCCUCCACUACAGUUCAGAGGGAACCACCACCAGCACAAUCAAGCUGGACUUCACCGAUGAGUGGAGCAGUAGCACAUCCAGCUCUCUGGGCAGUGGAGGCCCCAAAGCCUCUGAGGCUGUGGCCGCACAGAGCAGAGAGACUCGGUCCAUGGAGAGUUCAGGGUCCGAUCCACCUCCCUCUGUGUCCUCGGGGCAGCAGAGCGUCCCGGCCGCCGCCAUCGAGCCACCGUGUAGCGCCUCCUGCUCGUCGGCUCAGGCCCCAGCCCCGGCGGCAGCGGCGGGGGGCUCCUCCCAGGGCGACACCUUGGCUUCUCCACCGGUGGAAAGGAGUCAGCCGGUGGGCACCGAGGACACGUCAGGAGGCUGCAGGAGAGCGGAGCCCAGAGCGGAGGAGGAAGAGGAGGGCCAGAGUCAGCCCGCACGGGCCCACCAGGACUCUGACGACAGCGACGACGAUCCCAUUCUCAUCCCGUCCACGAGGUUCAGAGGUCAGGGACAGAGAUUAAAUUCCAGAGGAUCUGCAGUAGGAGAUAGGAUGAUCAGACGCUCGGCCGCCGCCCGCAUCCAGGAGCUGUUUCGCAGGAGGAAAGAGCGAAGGGAGAUGGAGGAGAGCGAGACACAGAAUAUCAGGAGACCCUCAGUCAAGAUGGUCUACAAAGGCCACCGCAACUCCAGGACAAUGAUAAAGGAGUCCUGUUUUUGGGGGAACAACUUUGUGAUGAGCGGCUCAGACUGCGGCCACAUCUUCAUCUGGGACAGACACACUGCAGAGCACCUCAUGCUGCUGGAAGCCGACAACCAUGUGGUGAACUGCCUGCAGCCGCACCCUUACGACCCCAUUCUGGCUUCCUCAGGGAUUGACUACGAUAUCAAGAUUUGGUCGCCACUGGAACAAUCGCCAUCUUUCAACAGAGUCCUCGCCAAUGAGAUAAUAACUCGGAACGAGCUGAUGCUCGAGGAAACUAGGAACACAAUCACAGUCCCGGCCUCCUUCAUGCUCCGAAUGUUGGCCUCCCUCAAUCACAUCAGAUCAGAUCGACUAGAAGGGGAUCGCUCCGAAGGUUCAGGACAGGAAAACGAGGACGAGCAGUAGCCUGUUGGCAUUUUAUUUUAAAGAAAAACACUUUCUUCUUGCUGUAUAGCACUUGAAAAAAAAACAAAAAAAACCUGGGAUUUGUACAAGUAUAGUGUAGAAUACUUCCUUUUGAAAAUUAGUGUAAUUUCUAGCCCCCUGUGUUUUUCUAAGAUGACUUUCUUACUGAUGUUUCUGUAUGAUGAUAAAGUACAUCUGUGUGAAUGCAAAAGGCAACCACGUCAGUAUAUAUAUAUUAAGUGUGAGAAUAAUGGCGACUGGUGUGCAAGAAUGUUAAGUGCAAUAUUAUUUUUUGUUAGGAGAAAGUGAGCUUUGAUCAGUGUUAACGUGUGACAUUUUGAAUUUGUAGCACAAAGCUAAGAAAUGUUGAUGUUGCUGCUCUGGCAGUUACGCAUGUAAACAACGACUUUAAGUAAAAACAUACUUGGAGAUCGCUUUAAUUUUAUUGUUGGAAGAAAACAAAGCUUUGGUUCUUCGACCCAAAAAAGGGACAUGUCAAAUAAAGUAAAUCUUUUACAGAUUUUUGAACAACAAAAUAAAUAAAGCUACGGCAUCUCAAAGAUGUCCGGAUGAUAAAAGCUUAA
Messenger RNA from Cyclopterus lumpus (lumpfish), 3500 nucleotides. RefSeq names its product ddb1 and cul4 associated factor 6 (gene dcaf6). Gene Ontology annotation, molecular function: protein binding. The transcript is spliced from 19 exons. Bases 148 to 2916 code for a protein of 922 amino acids. Lineage: Eukaryota; Metazoa; Chordata; Actinopteri; Perciformes; Cyclopteridae. Gene Ontology annotation, cellular component: cytoplasm; Cul4-RING E3 ubiquitin ligase complex. Gene Ontology annotation, biological process: positive regulation of transcription by RNA polymerase II. The record is from RefSeq and is a predicted model, not a curated record.